GACUGAGGUCUGGUGGUGAUGUUUUGGGUCGGAAGAGCCGAAAAUCUCCGCUAAAACUGCGCCGAUUCAUAAAGAACCGCGCGCGCGCUGAAGAGGAGCGUCUGCGGGGGCCUUACGCGUGGCCGCCGUCCGGACCAGGCCGGUUUAGUCCAGUUUUGGCUGGUUUUCAGCGCCUGAAGGGUUGAUGUUGUUGUCAGUGCCGCUGAGCUCCUCCAGAUGAUGAGCAGCAUGUCCGGCACUGACCUGCACUCAGAACCGGACCUCCGGCUCCAUUCUGGGGGUCCUGAGGGUCCUGAGGGCACCAGCAGCAAGUCCACCGGAACAGACCUGUCCAUGGAGGACAUCGGCCGUCUGGAGGAGCUGCAGAGGGAGAUCAGGCAGCUGAGGGAGGAGGUGGCCUUACUGGAGGCCAAGCUGAGGCUGAAGGACUGUGGAGAACCUCAGGAGCCACAGCAUCAGAAGACCAGAGGUGGACACCAGGAGCUGGAGCUCAUCCCCAACCUACCUCCACUUUUUAGGGCCGAAACAAAACCCAGACCACCAAAGAGCUGUAACAGCAGAGCUGUCCAGGCGCUGCGAGAUGGACCUCGUGUUUUUAAAAACGAACCAGUGGAAACAUCGUACUGUGUCUACAGCAGAGCACUGAAGCAGACAUGUGAGGACCUUCCUACCCUGUCUCUGCAGUGUUACACUGAUCCAGGCACUGUAGAAGCUCAGGACUGUGAACAGGGAGAUGAAGACACUCCUCAGGAGGUGGAGGAUGAACCCAGUCUGUCUCUGCACUGCUACAGUGAUCCAGCACUGGAGUCCGAGUGCAGUGAUGGUGACCAACACACGCUCCAGGACUCGGAAGCUGAGGCUAGUCUGGUUAAAACUGAGCUGAUCUCCACUGACGGUGAUGAUGGAGACCAGAACGCACCAAAGGUGAAGCUGAUGGACUGUAAGAACAUUCUGGAGAUAGAUGGAAACAUCAAAGACGAGGAGGAACGGGAUGGAUAUCAUGAGGUGGAUUUUAUAUCUUCAGAUGUGGCCAUGCAGUCCUGCGUAGAGGAAGGUACCGGACCUCCCGUGUCUGAGCGGAACAUCUACAUCACAGGACCGUGUAUGAGGACACUGGCGACCUCGCACUUCACUACAGACCAGCACUUUAACGGAUACGCAGAAACAGGAACGUCCUAUUCCUGCUUUUGGUGCGGGAAGGAAUUCCUCUCAGCGUCCGCUCUGAGAAUGCACUUGAGCACGCACGCGGAAGAAAGUUCGGAAUGUUUUCCAGCUCCAGCGUCCCAGAGCAAAGACAAGCUGUACCCGUGCAUUCACUGCGGAAAAACGUUCGCCGACUUAUCGCACUGCAAAAGCCAUGAGAAGACGCACGCCGGAGAAGGGCCUUACCGCUGCCCUCAGUGCGGGGUCUCCUUCACGUUCCUCCACAGCUUUCAGAACCACCAGAAGGAACAUAGUGGAGAACCGAGUGCUGCCCUGAAGCCUUACCAGUGCUCGUACUGCAACAAGCAGUUCGCGACAAAGGCCACGCUCAUAAUCCACAGCAGAGUCCACACCGGAGAGCGACCCUACCAGUGCUGCUUCUGCGACCAGGCCUUCACCCGGUCAGACCGGCUGAGGGAACACGAACGGAUUCACACCGGAGAGAAGCCGUUCCGCUGCGGCUCCUGUGGGAAGCAGUUCUCGCAGGCGGCGUCGCUCAGGACUCACCAGAGGAUCCACACCGGAGAGAAGCCGUACCGCUGCUCCGGCUGUGGGAAGCAGUUCUCGGACUUAACGGGGCUCAGAACCCACGAGAGGCAGCACACCGGAGAGAAGCCAUACCGCUGUCUACAGUGUGGGAAGAGUUUCGCUCAGGCGUCCAACCUCAGGGCUCACCGCAAAACCCAUGAACAGGCCCCGCUGGUGUUCUCACAUGCUGAAAUUCGUGGGGGGAAAAAAUUCGGUGGGAAUUCCCCUGUGGAGGUGACCAGGCGCCGGUCCUGUAGGUGGCGCUGUGGAGCGCGUUGCUGCUCGCAUAACAGAUCAGCAGCCGCGGAGGGAGAAGACAGCGACGGUGGAGUAAGAACCAGCAGAAUGGAGAGCAGAGCCGAGGAGAUGGAGGAGGGAGAGGUUUUCCUGGAGCUCCACCUGCUGUACGACUCUGAAACGUCCUGCACCAAGUCAGUAGGAACUGAUCUCUCCAUGGACGACAUCAGAAACCUGCAGGCUGAGGUGUGGAGACUGAGAGAGGUGAUCGCUUCACUGGAGGAGAGGCUGAGACGACAGGAGGACGUACGCCGCGGGCAGGACUCAGAAGGAGGACCCAGUGUUCACAGGCCUGAACUGAGCCCUUUAGACUGUGGUCCCCAGGUGCAGGACGAGGAGGACGUCUCCAGUGUGAAUCCUGAGUGUAAACCUGAAGGGUCGUCAGUAUUCAUGCCGGACUCUCUGAGUGAGAGUGAGCAGCAGGACUCGGUGCAGGACGUGGAGCAGGACGGAGGCAGCCUCCCUCUGCAGUGCUACACUGACCCAAACCCUACAGAGAGUGUGGACUCCAGCUGUACCGCUGCAGCUCAGACGCCCUUAAAGACGUGUUCAGUGAGGCUGGAGGACUGCAGGACCAUAGUGGAGCUGAAUGGACUCAUCUCAGCAGAAGAAGAACCGGAAGAACCUGAUGAUGACAGUUCUUGCCCUUCAGGUGGAAGCAGUGAGUCUCCUGAUGAAGGAAAUCAAACCUCCAGAGAACAAACUCCAAACAAAACCAAUAAACAGAAACCAGGUUUUCUGUGUCCUGCCUGUGGAAAACAGCUGAGCUCCUCAGAGUCUUUGAAAAGACACAUGAGAGUUCAUAACGGAGAGAAGCGUGGGGGCGCUCUCACCGCCAAGGGGAACCCGGAGGUCCGUCAGGGCGCUCAAUCCAAAGAGAGGCGUCACAAAUGCCCCGACUGUGGGAAAGCGUUCCCUUUUCCAAGUAUGAUCAAAUACCACCAGAGGAUUCACACUGGAGAAAAACCUCACAGCUGCUCACACUGCGGCAUGAGCUUCAGGCAGAAAGGCCAUCUUCAGCGCCACGAGGCAAUACAUACCGGUGGCAGUACAAGCCAACAAAAACCACCUUUCCCUUGUCCUACUUGUGGAAAACAGCUGAGUUGCUCGGAAACUUUGAAAAGACACAUGAGAAUUCAUACCGGAGAGAAGCCGCCGAGGCCUCACGCCUGCACCGUGUGCGAUAAAGGGUUCCCUACGCGGUCGGUUCUGAAAGUGCACAUGAAAACGCAUAGUGGAGAGAAACCUUUCCACUGCGACGUGUGUGGGAACUCAUUCACGACCAAAGGAAACCUCAAGGUCCAUCAGAACAUUCAUACCGGAGCUCGACCGUACCAGUGCUCCUUCUGCGACAAGCGCUUCAAUCAUCAGACGCACUGUAGACGGCACGAACAUAGUCAUACCGAUGAGAGACCUCAUCAGUGUCCAGACUGUGGAAAAGGCUUCAGUUCCUCGAGUACACUCAAAGACCACCGGAGAGUUCAUACCGGAGAGAAGCCAUACCACUGCUCGCACUGCGACAUGAGCUUCAGCCACAAGAACCACCUCCAGCGCCACGAGAGGACGCACACCGGCGAGAAGCCUUACCUGUGCGACCACUGUGGGAAAGCCUUUUCAGAUCCCAGGCACUUCUCCACCCAUAAAAGGGUGCACUCGGGUGAGAAGCCCUACCAGUGCUCCUUCUGUGGGAGGAGCUUCCGCCAACGGAUCGACCUCAAGCAGCACGAGCGGACGCACACGAACGAAAGGCCGUACGAGUGUGUCCAGUGCAAUAAAGCAUUUGCGCGUCCGGACGUCCUUAAGACUCACCUCAGGGUGCACACAGGAGAGAAGCCUUAUCACUGUCCCUUCUGCGGAGAGUGUUUUGCUUAUUUAGGGAGCUUGAGGAUGCAUCAGGAGAAGCACGCCAAAGAGGAAGUGACACUGAGUUCAUAGCAGUAUGAGCUCUUUUACAGGAGACAAAGAGUAGUUCGGCAAUCAGUUGUGCCCGUUUUACACUUUACCCUAGAUGUAGUUAAUAGAUCGAGAUUUGUUUGGUGUCUCAAGUUUGCUUCUUUAGUUUUAACGCUGUUGAUACGAGGCGAAUGUAGCUAUGAAUGGAAUUAGCCUUACAGAUUAGCAUGGUGCCUCAUCAUGCUGGGUUGUUACAUAAGCUCAGAUAGACCUGCUAAAGUCUGAAAUUGGACAAAGUAUGUCAAAUAGCUAAAAACAGUGGCAGACAUUCUAGACCUGUAUUUGCUGGCUAUAUUAUGUCCAUAGGUUGAGUGCUGCUACUAACAAAGCAAACUUUAGACACCAGACAUGGCUGAUCAACUACACUUGGUCAUUUGGAUCCCCAAAUGGUCAAAUCCGCUGUUUACAAAUUGUAUGGUAAUCUGAACUCCGUCUGCAAUAAAUUGUGACAGAAACAAAGGAC
Molecule: messenger RNA, 4444 nt
Organism: Colossoma macropomum (tambaqui)
Lineage: Eukaryota; Metazoa; Chordata; Actinopteri; Characiformes; Serrasalmidae
Product: zinc finger protein 850-like
Exons: 8
Coding region: 217-3963 (1248 amino acids)
Source: RefSeq, a predicted model, not a curated record